This is a messenger RNA of Capsicum annuum, 1660 nucleotides long. RefSeq names its product gibberellin 2-beta-dioxygenase 8. The coding region runs from base 222 to 1526 and encodes 434 amino acids. The record is from RefSeq and is a predicted model, not a curated record. The transcript is spliced from 3 exons. Lineage: Eukaryota; Viridiplantae; Streptophyta; Magnoliopsida; Solanales; Solanaceae. Gene Ontology annotation, molecular function: dioxygenase activity.
UAGAGUGUUUACCUUCACCUAAGAUCAAAUAUAAGUGUUUAUAUACAUAUUAUUGCCAAAAAAAUAAAACGCGAGCGUCCAAAAUGAUACUACCUACAUAUACAAUAUACAAUAUUGUGUAUAUUGUAUACGAUACUACAUAUACAAUAUUUAAAAGAAUAUUCUCUGCAUUACUUGCAUAGCUAUUACAAACAACUGCCUACGAAAUAAAGCAGUGUUAGAUGACGCCCCUUGUCAAAACUGAAAGGGUAUUUCCACCUAUAAAACCACAUUCUAAGUUCCAAAAUAAGCCUAUAAAAUAUCUAUUUGAUGCUAUGCUAUUAAGUUGGCCAAAGUGGGAAAGAAGAAGAAGAAGAACAACAAAUAUGUCCAAAUCUUCUAACUUUGAGUCCUACCCUCCAUUAUUUCGUCCACCACCAAACAGCCCCUCAAUUCAAGAAUCCAACUCUGAUGAAACAGAGCCACUUUUAUUCAACUCUGAUGAUAUUCCUGUUAUUGACUAUUUCAAAUGCACCACCACCAACAUCAUAACGACAACAAAAUAUCAAGACGUUGACGACGACGACAAGAAUAAUAUUUGUCAAGCUUGUAGAGAUUGGGGGUUGUUUCGUUUGGUGAACCAUGGAAUUCAAGUUACCUUAUUGAACCAAAUUGAAGAAUAUGCUAAAAAGCUCUUUUCAUUGCCCUAUGAAACUAAAAUGAGCUUAUUUUCAAGUGGCAACCCAAGCAACAAUAGUAAAGGGCAGCCCGGUAUAUGCGUGGAGUCUGGGGAAGGUUCGAAGCCAAGCAACAAUAAUGUCAAUCCAAUAUCCUAUUUUUGGGGUACCCCUGCUCUAACACCCUCUGGAGCCGCACUAUUAGCAGCACAAAACAAUGAUCCACAAGAAAAUACUAAUAACCAAAGCCUACAAUGGAUAGAAGGAUUCAAUGUUUCUUUGACUCAAUUAUCAAAUGUCCAUUAUCAAGAUUUAUUGCUCGAAACUUUCAGAUGCUUGCUGGAAGAAUAUGGGAAGGAGCAAGCUAGGGUGGCUACAGAAAUAUUCAAGAUUUUGGGACCAUUCCAGUCUAAUUAUCUGUCAAUAGACACUGGUAUAUUAAGGGUAUAUCGUUACCCUAGAUGCUUUGAGCCAGAACGAACGUGGGGCAUUGAUAUACACACAGAUAGUUCAGUACUUUCUAUAAUCCACCAAGAUGAUGUUGGAGGUCUUCAAGUUUACAAAGAUCAUCAAUGGUUUGAUGUUAAUCCUAUUCCCAAUACUCUUAUUGUCAAUAUUGGUGACAUGUUGCAGGCAAUGAGUGAUGAUAGGUAUACGAGUGUGAAACAUGGAGUGAAGGUGAACAAAAACAAGGAGAGAAUAUCAAUUGGUUAUUUUGUGUUCCCUGAAGAAGGUACUAUCAUACGAAGCACAAAGUACAACCCUUUCAGCUACGCAGAUUUUCGAGCACAAGUUCAGCAUGAUUUGAAAACAGUAGGGCUUAAGACUGGUCUCCAAAAAUUCAAAUUUACUACCCAUCAAAACUCUUAGUUAAGUUAUGUUUAUUUGAUAGGAAAAAAAAAAGAGAAGAAAAAUGGUGAAACAAUUAAUUAAUUAAUUAGCUGACUGUAACUUGUACAAGGAACUAAUUUAACUUUGGUUCAAAUAUUUUUUUUCUCUAGUUA